AUGAGUUAUCUGAUCAAGGAUAAUGUGUCUGUAGCAAGGUUUUUCAUUCUGUCAGGGUUAAACGAGACAAAGGAUUACAGAGAAAUUCUUUUCACAUUCACGUUACUGUAUUACUGUGUGAUUUUGUUUGCCAAUAUCUCUGUCAUCACAAUCAUCAUCUUAGACAGAAACCUGCAUGAGCCCAUGUAUAUUUUAUUGUGCAGUUUUUUCAUUAAUGGACUUUAUGGGACGGCAGGUUUCUACCCCAAAUUCCUCUCGGAUCUGCUGUCUUCUUCUCAACAAAUCUCUUAUGAAGGGUGUCUAUCACAGGCUUUCGUCAUGUACUCAUUUGUUUGCUGUGAUUUCUCCAUUCUAGCAGUUAUGUCCUACGACACAUAUGUGGCUACAUGUCAACCACUGCACUACCUAUGCAUCAUGACUAAGAAGAGGCUCUCUCAACCUAUAUGUUUCUCCUGGGUAACACCUUUCUGCAUUUUAUCCAUCAAUGUUCUGCUAACUUCAAGACUAACGUUGUGUGGUACAAAUAUUGCGAGAGUGUUGCGUGUAAACUGGAUAAUUAUUAAACUCGCUUGCUCCGACGCUGACACCUUUUUAAACAAUGUAGCUGCAUAUUUUACAAUUGUCGUUUAUGUGUCUCACGGGUUAUUCACAAUUUGGACUUACAGGCAUCUUAUUAGAACUUCUGUAAGGGCCAAAGGAGCCAGGAAAAAGUUUAUGCAGACAUGUGUGCCCCAUUUAGUCUCUUUAGUUACAUUCACGGCUUUAAUAGUUUGUGAUUUGAUGUAUAUGCGAUUUGGCUCCUUACAUUUACCUCAAAGCCUUCAAAACGUCAUCGCUAUAGAAUUUCUGCUUAUUCCUCCUAUUAUGAAUCCUCUAAUAUAUGGAUAUAAACUGACCAAAAUACGAAACAGAAUUGUAGGUUUAGUUUACUUUAAAAGAAAAUGA
Etheostoma spectabile (orangethroat darter) is the source of this 945-nucleotide messenger RNA. RefSeq names its product olfactory receptor 1D2-like. Gene Ontology annotation, molecular function: odorant binding; olfactory receptor activity. The record is from RefSeq and is a predicted model, not a curated record. Gene Ontology annotation, cellular component: membrane. NCBI's taxonomy places the organism in Eukaryota, Metazoa, Chordata, Actinopteri, Perciformes, Percidae. Gene Ontology annotation, biological process: detection of chemical stimulus involved in sensory perception of smell; G protein-coupled receptor signaling pathway.